Paralichthys olivaceus (Japanese flounder) is the source of this 3574-nucleotide messenger RNA. RefSeq names its product nucleophosmin 1b (gene npm1b). Gene Ontology annotation, biological process: regulation of centrosome duplication; chromatin remodeling; positive regulation of transcription by RNA polymerase II. Lineage: Eukaryota; Metazoa; Chordata; Actinopteri; Pleuronectiformes; Paralichthyidae. Gene Ontology annotation, molecular function: chromatin binding; histone binding; RNA binding. Gene Ontology annotation, cellular component: nucleolus; ribonucleoprotein complex; nucleoplasm. The record is from RefSeq and is a predicted model, not a curated record.
CGUCCACGGAAGUUCGGCCGCCCACUACAAAGAUGGAGGACGACAUCUCGGAUGUGAGCCGACCACAGAUGUAUUUGUUCGGUUGCACCCUGAAGUCCGACAAGCGAGAGUUCAAAGUUGACGUCGAGGACGAUGAUACGGAGCAGCAGCUGUCACUCAAAGCGGUCUGUCUGGGAGCUGAAGCAGAGGACAAGUUCCACAUGGUGGAAGUCGAGGGCCUCACCUAUGAUGGAAAAACUACCAAAGUGCCACUGGUCGCCCUGAAGCCGUCCGUCCUGCCGUCUAUGAGUUUAGGUGGAUUUGAGAUCACUCCUCCCGUUACCUUCCGCCUCCAGUCUGGCUCUGGACCAGUUCACAUCAGCGGGCAGCACUUUGUUAGUGUGAAGGAUUCAGAGGAUGAAGAAGAGGAGAACAACUCUUCGCCGGUGAAACGACCUGCGAGCCUGAUGUCGGGGAAGAAGCCUCUGUUGAAAAAACUUAAGAUGGAUUCUGAUGACGAUGAUGAAGAAGACAGUGACGAGGAUGACGAUGAUGAUGAUGAAGAUGAUGACAGUGACGACAAUGUGAAGCCUCAGAAAAAAGUGGGAAAAGAGCUUGAAAAGAGUCGAGAGUUUUCAGCAAAGAAGCCCAACAAGACUCCGGUGAAACAGAACGGCCCUGCAGGGAAACCAUCGGGAUCUGCGGUCAAGCCACAGAUUAAGACACCCGCCCCAGGAAAAGACAAACUCCACGCCGGCCCGUCGAAAGCUCCGUCUCUGUCUGAGGUUAAGAACAAGUUGUCAACAGCAGCCAAGGAGGGGAAACCUCUGCCGAAGACGGAGCAAAAAUUUGAGAAUUUUGUGAGAAGUUCUUUUAAAAUCUCAGACAAAAAGGUGGUCAAGGAUCUCUGGAGUUUUGUACAAACGCUGAAGAUCGAGAAGAAGUAACAAACCCUGACGCAUUUGUAUGUUUUGCAUCCUGCAAGACAUUUAAAGGCACAGUCAGCGAGAUUUCCUACUCAGCCUCAUUGUGUCGUCACUGUUAACUCUGAAUUGGAACCGAGGGACUGAACGCAGGAAGUGGGCGACGCUGUGAAUGAUUCAUCAUUGUGUAGAUGUGAAGCACUUCCUGGAGCUUAAUUGUGGUCCCUCACAAACUCACUCGUUCAUAACUUCACCACCUGCCAAUCUGCACCAUCUAUAGGAGAGGAGAAGCAGCAUCUAUUAAAAGCUGUACAUGUCCGUUUCUUCCAGAGCAGAAAUAGCUGCUACAACUUUAACACUUUAACCACCUGCAGGCAGUUAAUGUUCCUACAAUGACGUUUUAAAUUUAAGUAUUUAUAGCCCAUCGAUGACCACACCUUUGCAAACAUAGUCGUAUGCUUGGUUUGCAGCAGUAUUAGUAUUUUUUUUUAACCACCAGGUGUCGCCACCGAUUUAAAUCCUACCCGUCACUUUUUUUCCAGAAUUCUAAUAAUGACACAUAAUUCACAUAAUAAUUACCCCCCCUGCCCUCACCCCACUUCCUGCUCGCAAGCAUUCACCAUUUUCAUAGCAAAACAACGUAACGUCGGGUACGCAACAGGUCAAGCUAAUAAUGAGCGCCCUCUGCUGGAUCACAAGUCAACGUACUUCACGCGGUCUGAUGCGCUGUGUGUUAUUGAAUUCAAAACGGGUCAUUGCAGUUCUUUACUGCAGCUAUGAAAUGAAAAAAGUUUUUAAACUUCAAAUUGCAGAAACCGUUAAUUUCUUUGCCUGUAGGUGGCGACGCUGCAUAUCUACAUCUCAACUCUACCGGUCGGUGGUGCAUGUUGCAUUGAACUGCAGGUGCAGAAUUGUUGUUUCCGCCUCGAUGAACAAUACCGGCUGAGCCUGGUUUCAGGUGCUUCGCAUCUGAGACGCUGCGUCUCCUUGUCACGUCAAUAAUGCAAUAGGAGAAAUUGCAGAAUGUGCCUUUAAAUAUCUCUGCUGUACACUGAUAUGAAUCAGAGUCCCAGUUUGUGUGAAUUUGAGAAGUAUAUACAGGAACGGUUGAGACAACUGAUACCAGGAGACAAUUUCAUCAGCCAGUGGUUAUAUCGUCUUUAUUUGUUAUUUUAUAUUUACAAAGCGUUUUUUUUUUUUUGCUUUCAGGUUCCAUUAAUUCGUCUGCCAUUGCUGCUCAGAGCUUAUUGUAUAGAAAUCUGUCAGUGAAUAUUCAGCAGGUGUUUUUACAAAUUGCCAGUGGAAAGUAUACUGUAACACGCAGUAACUCUAUAUAUGUUGUUGGCCUACAACACCAAGAUACAUGUCUUUGUCCCCCGCCAUGAUAAAACGAAUAAUCUAAAAUAUCUAAAACAGUUCACUUUAAAAAUGAAAGCGUGAAACCGUGAGAUUGACGUGUCGACAGCGGUGGUUACGUUUUCUACUUUCACAUAUCUAAGUUUUAUCUUUUUAUAUUUGCUUUCAAUACAAACGUUCAUGAGUGCGAUCUUAACUUGUGGACAGACCUGCUGACGUGUAUGUCAGUGGUUUUUUAGUGAAUGUAAAUUAGUAUCAAGCUCAUUUACAUCCGUCACAACCUGUGAGGGUAAUAAUUACAGUGAUUACAGCCAAGAAUCAUCUGCAGCAAAAAAAAUACUCAUAAGCGCAGUACUCAAAAAAGAAAAAUGCUGAGGAAUAUUAUGGGCCCUAUAAAACCAACGCAGAUGUCCAGGUUUUUCUUUAAAGUAACAUUACCUACAGAAAGUUUGAAAAAAAGGCUGUUAACAAGCCGCAGGAGUUUAUUUAUGAGUUGGCACCGCUGUCAUUGUAUCCAAGCGUCGUCCAGUUCAUUAAAAACAGAUAGCGAGCGUAUGAUUAACAUUAUUUACGACGACGUGAUCAUAAGGUCUACAUCAGAAAAUGACAUCAGCCACAACAUAAGCUUUGCAGGAACCUCGUAAAGAACUCGUAAUUGUUUGUUCUCUCGUGUAUCAGCACUCUGAUGACAAUGAGCAGGCGCUGUGCUUAUAAUGUGUUUAUGAUCCUGUAUAACGCUUUUUACGAGCCGAACGUCGGCAGGUGGAUUCCAUCCACAACCAAUCACAGGACUUGGUUGAACCCCCUCGUUUGUUAAUUAGAUUUGAGAUUCCUUAGGUGUCAAUUUAAUUAGUCCCAAUAAAUUAGAUGAAUGAAAGUUUGAUAAUUUAGCUAAAUCUGAGAGUCAGAUUUGAAGUAUCUGUAGUGUGGUGUUUUUAGUGAGGGUUCAGUCAGUUGAGAGUGUGAGGAUUAGGUUUUCCGUCGUCCUGUCCUGAAUCCUGAAUGAUUUCUUCUUUUGUUUUUUAUAUACUUUGCUUGUAUCGAACUUUUUUUCUUGCUUUUAUUUACAAUUAUGGCAGCUGAACAAUUAUCCUCUCAAGUUUUUGCUUAAUCCGCCCUUGCUAAUAGCUGGUUUUGCAGCUUGGAUCUGUAUUUGAAAUGUUGUGUUCUGUAGAAGUGUUUUAUCGUUUCAUUUCAACGUUUCGUCUUUAGUUUGUCGUCCUUUGAUUCUGAACUGAAUAAUUGUGAAGCCAGUUCCUGAGUAUGUUCAUGUGAAAUAAUAAAAAGAAAAAGAUUCGAUCUUUGUUGAUAACCUG